This is a messenger RNA of Musa acuminata subsp. malaccensis (wild Malaysian banana), 312 nucleotides long. The record is from RefSeq and is a predicted model, not a curated record. Lineage: Eukaryota; Viridiplantae; Streptophyta; Magnoliopsida; Zingiberales; Musaceae.
AUGGCAUUAAUGCAGUGGAUUCUUCACGACUGGAGCGACGAGCACUGUGCAAAGUUGCUAAAGAACUGUUGGAAGGCUCUGCCUGAGGAUGGAAAAGUGAUAGCGGUGGAAAGUAUUCUACCAGUAGUUCCAGAGCCCAGUCCUCUAGCCCAGAGUGUCUGUAUUGGAGAUCUGGUUAUGUUGGCUUAUAAUCCUGGAGGCCGAGAGAGGACCCAAAAGGAAUUGCAACACUUGGCAAGAGAAGCUGGCUUCUCAGGAUUCAAUUUCACCUAUGUGUUUGCUGCCACUUGGGUCAUAGAAUUCACCAAGUAG